Messenger RNA from Aspergillus alliaceus, 2892 nucleotides. Its product is annotated as Fusaric acid resistance protein-like-domain-containing protein. The record is from RefSeq and is a predicted model, not a curated record. The transcript has 5 exons. Lineage: Eukaryota; Fungi; Ascomycota; Eurotiomycetes; Eurotiales; Aspergillaceae. Bases 1 to 2892 code for a protein of 963 amino acids.
AUGCCGAGGGAAAACUUUCCCUCAAAUGCAAGCGCCUCGCAAAGGGAGAGGACAACUUCAUUCUGGUCUGGAAAUGCUAUAUCUGCUUUCUGGCACCAAACACGACAAUUUCUCACCUCCGAUGACGGAAUUGGAGUGUUCAAGUGCAGCCUGGCGUACCUACUUGGGUCGCUGGCCACACUAGUCCCCGCAGUCGCGGCUUUGCUGGGGUCUCAGGGAGGCAAGCAUAUUGUAGCCACCAUUACUGUAUAUUUUCACCCCGCGCGAUCAAGAGGUAGCAUGUAUAAGGCGCUCGUAUACGCCUUGGUCUCAUUUCUGUAUGCGGCGUUUAUCUCAUUGACCAGCAUGUAUGUGACCAUUUUCUUCCAAAGGCGACGGAUGAUAGAACUGGGCCAUACCCUGGUGCUGAUCCUGUUUGUGGGAGUGGGCUUUGGAUUCAUUGGAUGGACCAAGCAAAAGAUGGGCGACUCGCUGGUCAAUGUUGCCUGCUCACUUGCAUCUCUCACGUCGAUCAUUGUCCUCACGAAAGAAGGCGCGGUACAACGGGGUGAUGUCUCUCUGGGGAAAGUUUCUCAGGUUCUCGCCAUGUUGUUGAUGGGGAUCGGUGUGACAAUGACCGUAUCCUUUUUUGUUCUUCCCGUAUCCGCCGCCAAGAGACUGCGCUCCAACCUGGGCAUUCUCGCUGCAUCAACGGCUAUUAUGCAAUCCGUGAUCACCGAGAGCUUUAUCCAGAGGACCGAGCAGGAUAUGCAGGGGCGCGAAUUUGUUAGUGCCUCGGCGGAUCUACAGAAAGCCCAUAAACAACUGGAGAAGUUCCUACGGGAGACAAAGCUGGAACACUAUGUAGAGGGAAGGGAGAAGGAGUAUAUCUUUGAGGCGCAACUUGUUCGCUGGGCCCGCGAUAUCACUCAUACCCUUGGCGCUCUCCACAGCUCGGCUCGUCUGGGAUGGGAAACUCUCCGACACCCGAAGUUCGCAAAUCACUAUCCAGGUUCUCUGGCGGAGAGCCCGAUCUCCUCUCCUCGUAGUCGUAGUCGAGAUGAACAACCACCCGCUGACGGCCAUCUGCUAUUGGACGUGCGAUUAUCGGAAGAGAAUGCUUCAGAUAUCGGACAGACCGCGCACUCACCUCAGGUGAUUGACAAUUGCCUAGUUCCGGACAGUAUUCGGGUGACCGAAAUGUUCGACGAUUUUACCAGGCAACUCGGCCCUUCCAUGCGCUCACUCGUGCUAGUCUUAGCGACUAUUCUCAAAGAAUUGCCAGCUAGGCUAGUCUCAGGCGAGCAAACCGUCGAUGCCAGUCUUCAUACCACUCUUAUUCACGCCAUCGAAGAUUACCGUAAGGCUCAAGUGGAAGCCUUCGCAUCACUCCAUCGCGAUAGAGUCAAUUUGCGGGUUUACAAUGCUAAGGAUGAUGCAUGUUUCAAUGAGGUCUCCGCCAUCUGCACAUAUUUUAGUCACUCCCUACUCAAGUUCGGUGAGCAGUUAAAGGGGCUACUGGCGAUCGUGGAAGACUUGCAAUCUGCAACUACUUUGUCCCGGAAGCGAUCAUGGGAAUGGGUUUUGUUUUGGCGACAAGGCCGUGUGAGAGGACACGAUGGCGAGCCAGUGCAUACGGAUCCCACCUCACAACAACCUCUUAUACAAUCGAAUGCACCAGAGGAAAUGGAGAUGCUCGAGCCCUUUGGCUUCGAAACUCAAUCAAGAAGACAAUCGCUAAGAGAGAGAAUUGACCGUUGUACGCUAAGGUAUUGCAAUUUAUUUCGCAAAGAUGAGACUAGGUUUGCUGUCAAGGUCGGAACGGGGGCUGUUCUGUACGCCUUGCCCUCUUUUCUAUCGUUCACGCGACCCUUCUACCUUUACUGGAAGGGAGAGUGGGGCCUCAUCUCCUACAUGCUGGUUUGUUCAAUGACAAUCGGUGCGUCGAAUACUACGGGAUAUGCUCGGUUCCUGGGGACGUUGAUCGGUGCCCUGUGUUCUAUCGGAGUAUGGUACGUCACCGGCAGUAACGCAUUUGGACUUGCUCUUUUCGGGUUUUUCAUGGCAACAUGGACCUUCUAUAUAAGUCUGGUUAGAGGCCAGGGGCCAUUGGGCAGGUUUAUUAUGCUCACCUACAACUUGUCCGUGCUAUAUGCAUACUCCCUUUCACAACGCGACGCGGGUACUGGCCCAAAUGAAGUGACCAGGGAGGAUCUGGACAUUACCAAGAUUACUCUCCAUCGAGUGGGCGCGGUUCUAUCCGGUUGUAUCUGGGGGGUCAUCAUCACGCGAGGCAUCUGGCCUACCAGUGCUCGGAAGAAGCUCAAGACGACUCUUAGGCUCGUCUGGCUCCGCCUCGCCCGGAUAUGGGCAUUAAGUCCACUGGAGCAACGAUUAAGACACCCGGGUACUGCAGCACUAUAUAUGCCUCCCCAAGAACAGCUCAAGAUGGAAGACCUUCUGUCAGACCUCGAAUCCCUAAGGGUAUCGGCUCGCUAUGAAUUUGAGCUGAACGCCCCCUUUCCCGAUGCAGCCUAUGCGAGGAUCAUCCAACAUACCCGGUCGAUUGUCGAUGCUCUCCAUGCUUUCGAUCUUCAACUGCUGAGUGUCGCCCACCCGUCUGAGCGAGAGAUAUCCAUUUUGCAACGGACGUCAAGGGAGAGGAACGAGUUGUCAACCCACAUCAACCAUCUACCACAGCUUAUCGCUUCAUCGAUUACAUCCGCCCGCCCGGUAGAUCAUAUCAAUGUUGGCAAGGUAAAGCUCGCAAGAGAUCAGCUUCUGGCGAGUAUCUUCAUGCGCCAGGAAGAGGACGACAUGUUGGAGUCAAUCCUCGACGACGGCUAUAGCUUGCUUUAUGCAUAUGGUAAGUGGUGGACGCAGAUGACUGCAAAUAUACGGAGCUUUGGCUAA